AUGCAUUGCGCAGCAUAUGGUAUCUUGCUCGACCUGGUCAGUGAGAACCUGCAGUGGCAGGUGGUGGGAGCAUCGGCUGUCAGUGGGCGCAGGGAGGAAGGCGAGCGAGCGACGGUCGCAGGCGAGCGCGGGGAUCCGAGGGAAUGGCAGAAGAAACUGUCUGGCCUCAAGGUCGCCCAGCUACCAUGGGACCCUGCGCCAGUGCCGAUCAUCAAAGACCAACCGACUGUUCCUAGCAACGCUAAACCUAUUCCCCCGACUCUUCCCAGCAAUGGCAACACCGUCACAAGCACUCCUCCUCCUCAGCCACCCAUUCCUUCACCUGCGCCCAUCAAAACGGAGAACAAUGCUCCCUCAUAUCCCCCUCAGGCUCCGCCACCACAGCAGUAUCAGGUUCCCUCCUUCAAUGGCGAACCGAUGACUGCACGUGAUCGAGCUGCCAUGAACCUACACCAGAGCUUUGGACAGAGAGCAGGACCUCAGAUUGCACAACUUCAAUCCAAUCAGCCUCGGGCACCGUCACAGCUAUCAGCUCCCCCGACAGGGCCUUACAUCAAGCAGGAAGAUUCCGCGUCAACUUUCUCUGCCGUCCAAGACCAUCCUGCCGAUGUCAAGCCACAGAUCCCUACUCCGCUCCAGUCAAACCAAACCGACGGGGCAGAUGACGCUCGCGACACAUGGGCUACUGAGUAUGCUCGACGAAAAGCACUGGCUGCAGCGCAUGGUGCGGAAAAUGAUCGUUUGAUGCGAGCUUAUUUCGAGGCGAGGCAGCAAGAGCUCGAAGGCGGUGGUCUGCUCCUAAAUCUCGAUGAACGCAACAUUCCCAGCAAAUCUAUGUCUCGCAAAGUGAACGAUCUGGCUGGUAUGGGCCCUUCAACCACUCCAUCCAUCACACGUGUACAGGGGGAUGCGACCGGAGACGACGAUGACGACAUUGACGAUGAAGAUGCUAUCAACUCCGACCUCGACGACCCUGACGAGCUGGCUGCUAACGAAGAGGAUGGAGAGAACACCGAUCAAGUCAUGCUCUGCACCUACGACAAGGUCCAGCGUGUCAAGAACAAGUGGAAGUGCACGCUCAAAGACGGCAUCUUCCGCGUUGAUGGCACCGAGUAUGUCUUCCAUAAGGGUCAAGGGGAAUUUGAGUGGUAA
Messenger RNA from Capronia coronata CBS 617.96, 1152 nucleotides. RefSeq lists its product as uncharacterized. The record is from RefSeq and is a predicted model, not a curated record. The transcript is spliced from 3 exons. Gene Ontology annotation, biological process: transcription by RNA polymerase II; transcription initiation at RNA polymerase II promoter. The coding region runs from base 1 to 1152 and encodes 383 amino acids. NCBI's taxonomy places the organism in Eukaryota, Fungi, Ascomycota, Eurotiomycetes, Chaetothyriales, Herpotrichiellaceae. Gene Ontology annotation, cellular component: transcription factor TFIIA complex.